ACCGCUAACAGUCAUUCAACAACAGUGGGAGGAGAAGAAGAAAAAGGGCUCUCGGUCUUUAGGGGGUGAGGGACGGGUCGACGGUUUUUGUUCCGUUGGAGAUUCCUGCUUAAACGGUGAGCAGGAGCCACAACACCCGAAACACAAGAGCCCGUCCAGCCGCACCGAAGGGGGCCAUCCAGUCACCGACAGACCGAGCCCCGAGGAGGCGGCUCAUCGCAGGUCGUUUUACGUAUCGGAACCGAGGAGCUUUUGUCUCUCCCCAACUCCUGCGGGUCUGGGGGGUUCCAGCAGGGGCGACAAAGACGAUCUUGUACGCCCAGGGAAGGAGGCUGGGAGUCAGGGAGGGUUCCAGCCGCAGGGACGGGGCGCCGUGGCGAUUGAACGGUCGGGCUGUGGUGAACCCUUUGCGGCUAAGUGGAUGGGAUGGAGCCGGGACCAUCUGGCGCUGUGCCCAUGGGGCCGUACCCCCCACCCCUGCAGCAGGUGUUCCAGGCUCCCCGCAGGCCGGGCAUGGGCACCGUUGGCAAGCCCAUCAAACUGCUUGCCAACUACUUUGAGGUGGAGAUUCCAAAAAUGGAUGUUUACCACUAUGAAGUGGACAUCAAACCUGAUAAGUGUCCUCGGCGGGUCAACAGGGAGGUUGUGGAGUACAUGGUCCAACAUUUCAAACCGCAGCUUUUUGGAGACCGAAAGCCGGUGUACGAUGGAAAGAAGAACAUCUACACUGUCCUGGCUUUACCUAUAGGCAGUGAAAAGGUUGAUUUUGAGGUGACCAUCCCUGGCGAGGGGAAGGACCGCAUCUUCAAAGUGUCCAUCCGGUGGUUGGCAAAGGUGUCAUGGAGGCUUCUGCAGGAGACGCUGGUCAGUGGACGUCUUCAGGUCCCUCUCGAAUCUGUCCAAGCCCUUGACGUUGCGAUGAGACAUCUGGCCUCCAUGAGGUACACUCCAGUCGGCCGUUCUUUCUUUUCACCUCCUGAGGGUUACUAUCAUCCUCUGGGUGGCGGCAGAGAGGUGUGGUUUGGUUUUCAUCAGUCGGUCCGGCCAGCCAUGUGGAAGAUGAUGCUUAACAUUGACGUAUCUGCAACAGCGUUUUAUAAAGCCCAGCCUGUCAUUGAGUUCAUGUGUGAGGUUCUUGACAUCCGCAACAUCGAUGAGCAGCCCAAAACACUUACAGACUCACAGCGAGUCCGUUUCACUAAAGAGAUUAAAGGUUUUGCUGUUGGUGGAGGAAGCCAGAUGAGUGGUGUGUCCACCGGACUAACAGGCCUGAAGGUUGAAGUUACACACUGUGGUCAGAUGAAGAGAAAGUACCGCGUCUGCAACGUCACCCGUCGCCCUGCUAGUCACCAAACAUUUCCCCUGCAGCUUGAGAGCGGACAGACGGUCGAAUGUACAGUAGCUCAAUACUUUAAACAGAAAUACAACCUGCAGCUCAAAUACCCCCAUCUGCCCUGCCUACAGGUGGGCCAGGAGCAGAAACACACCUACCUGCCCCUGGAGGUUUGCAAUAUUGUAGCGGGGCAGCGUUGUAUCAAGAAACUGACAGAUAAUCAAACAUCCACAAUGAUCAAAGCCACGGCACGCUCAGCCCCGGACAGACAGGAAGAGAUCAGCAGACUGAUGAAGAAUGCUAAUUUUAAUCUGGAUCCAUACAUUCAAGAGUUUGGGAUUAAGGUAAAGGACGACAUGGCCGAGGUGACGGGGCGAGUCCUUCCUGCUCCGAUCCUACAGUACGGUGGGCGGAAUCGUGCCAUUGCGACUCCCAACCAGGGUGUUUGGGAUAUGAGAGGAAAACAGUUUUAUAAUGGCAUUGAGAUCAAAGUUUGGGCCAUCGCCUGCUUCGCUCCACAGAAACAGUGUCGGGAGGAGGUGUUGAAGAACUUUACUGACCAGCUGCGUAAGAUCUCAAAGGACGCCGGGAUGCCCAUCCAGGGUCAGCCGUGUUUCUGUAAGUAUGCACAGGGAGCAGACAGCGUGGAGCCCAUGUUCAGACACCUGAAGAACACAUACUCUGGACUUCAGCUCAUCAUCGUCAUCCUGCCAGGAAAAACACCCGUCUAUGCUGAAGUGAAGCGUGUUGGAGACACUCUUUUAGGAAUGGCCACUCAGUGUGUUCAGGUGAAGAACGUGGUGAAAACAUCUCCUCAGACGCUCUCCAACCUCUGCCUCAAGAUCAACGUCAAGCUCGGUGGCAUCAACAACAUCCUGGUGCCACAUCAACGGUCCGCUGUCUUCCAGCAGCCGGUGAUCUUCCUUGGAGCUGAUGUUACUCAUCCACCUGCUGGUGAUGGAAAGAAGCCAUCUAUCACUGCUGUGGUUGGCAGUAUGGACGCUCAUCCCAGCAGAUAUUGUGCUACAGUUCGAGUACAGCGACCCAGACAGGAGAUCAUUGAAGACCUUUCAUACAUGGUGCGAGAAUUACUCAUUCAGUUCUACAAAUCAACACGCUUCAAACCCACAAGAAUCAUCUUCUAUAGGGACGGUGUACCAGAAGGACAGUUACCACAGAUUCUGCAUUAUGAGCUGCUGGCCAUCAGAGACGCCUGCAUCAAACUGGAAAAAGACUACCAGCCCGGCAUCACUUACGUAGUAGUACAGAAACGCCACCACACGCGUCUCUUCUGCGCCGACAAGUCAGAAAGAAUUGGGAAAAGCGGGAACAUUCCGGCAGGAACUACGGUUGACACCAGCAUCACUCAUCCGUUUGAGUUUGAUUUCUACCUGUGCAGUCAUGCGGGUAUUCAGGGCACCAGCCGGCCAUCUCACUACUACGUCCUGUGGGACGACAAUCGUUUCACGGCCGACGAGCUGCAGAUUUUAACCUACCAGCUUUGUCACACUUACGUGCGCUGUACCCGCUCCGUGUCCAUUCCAGCGCCAGCAUACUAUGCCCGGCUCGUCGCAUUCAGAGCACGCUACCAUUUGGUGGAUAAGGAACAUGACAGCGGAGAGGGCAGCCACGUCUCCGGACAGAGUAACGGCCGGGAUCCCCAGGCGCUGGCCAAAGCUGUGCAGAUUCAUCACGACACCCUGAGGACCAUGUACUUCGCCUGAGAAAGCAUCUCUAAUACGCCCUACCGGGUCACCACACUCUUCCUCGAGCCAGUAAUCUGGGUGCUACCAGUUCUUGAAGCCCACCAACGUGAACAGAACUGAAUUCAGAAUCUCACACUUUGAUUUUCGUUUGAUCUGGUUGAACUAUGCUCUUUUUUAUUAUUUAAUUGUGUAUUAUCGUAUACUACCUUCGCACUCCCACAUGUACGUUCGUAUGCAAUACGGAGGGAAGGAAUGCAGACCAACAAGUCAUUUUGUAAGACACCACAAAGAUGCCUCUUAACCUGUAUGUCCGGGUGAUGCCCUGAGUGUAGGAAUUGUUUUACUCAUUGCAUUUUUUUUUAUUGUUGUGAUAUAUUUUUGUAAUUCUUUUUUUGUGAAUACAUGGUACAUUAGCACUUAGUUUUAGUUUAAAGGCACCACGAGCCCAGCAUUUAUAGUCUGUGAAACGUACAGACGGCAAUCGACUGUAGCAUGCCACGAAUGCAGGUGUCUCCAGUGGUGUAGCCGGUCGUAUUUAGACUCGCCUCAUUAGUUAAAGAGUGGCUGAAUUAGCAUAGAUGGACCAUAGGGUGCGUUAACUGCACUCGCAUCAGCAUUACACCGAAACCAGCGUUAUGCACCAGCCAAAUGCGAUGCCAACUGUUCGAAGGGGCUCUUGUCUUUAACACAUGCGUUUUUCUGCACUCCUAUUAUUUGUUGUAUCGUGACUCACAGUUUUGGUGCACAUAACUCUUCCUCCACUUUAAGGAAUAGUUUGGACAAAAAUGAAUAUAUAUUCGCUCUCAUGUUGUUCCAGCCCCGAGUUAUUUUUCACAAAACACAGCUGGAUGUAGAGCACUCAAAGGCAAAUAUACAAGGUGCUUUUUCCAUACAACUAACAUGGAUAGUGAUUCAUACUUUCAACUCGUAAUCAAAAAUAAGUGGCAUGUGUCCAUGCAUUUGCAUCAUCUGUUUGUUGUAUGGAAAACAGAAAAAUAAUACGGGUUUGGAAUAACGCAACAUUUUAUGUUAAAUUGUUCCUUACUAACCUUUGUAAGCAAUGCAAAAACAGCCAGUACAAACAGCAUACGGCACAUUUACGGUUGAGAUGCACAAUCCGUGCAUCCGUUUGAAUCUGCGCAGAAAUCCAACCAUGCAGGAAUAACUGUUUGUAUAUAGCAACCCACUACCCUCCCGCACACAGACGCUUUGCUUUUCUUGUUGGGCCACCGACAACCCACAUCACCAAAUGCUUCCACUACGUGUAGUUGUCGUGCAUUAUUUUAAAAGGUGCCCUCAGUAACACUGCCACAUUCCCUAUCAAACUCACAAGCACCUUGAACAAACACACACACUUUUUAUUGCACCUUUUACCUUCGCCUGAUGGAUGUUGUUGCGGUGGGCAUGCAGGAAAUUGUCCACAGUUUAGAAGAAGGUUAUGCCAUGUAUUCAUGUCAUAUACUGGAUGUAUGAAAUGCAUGUUUAAACUGAACUCGUGUUGUAAUCGGAGACUAGUUGUAAUCACAUUAAGAUUGUGCACUUGAUACCUGACGCCAUAUUUUUUCAUUUGGUUUACAGGAAUGGUUCAACCCAAAAUGCGUUUUUUUGUUAUUUACUCGCCCUUACCCGUUUGCUUUGAGGGAAGAAUGAGGUUUUUUUAAUGCAACAACAUAUUAUAGAGACCAUGACAGCUUCAAAGGACAAACAUUUCAAAUCUGCACUGCAAAAAAAUUAUUUUCAAGAAAACAUUUUCUUAGUAUUUUUGUCUUGUUUUCAGUAAAAAUAUCUAAAAAUUCUUAAAUUAACAUGCUUUUUCUUGAUGAGCAAAACGACC
Misgurnus anguillicaudatus (oriental weatherfish) is the source of this 4873-nucleotide messenger RNA. The record is from RefSeq and is a predicted model, not a curated record. Lineage: Eukaryota; Metazoa; Chordata; Actinopteri; Cypriniformes; Cobitidae.